Molecule: messenger RNA, 2607 nt
Organism: Penicillium canescens
Lineage: Eukaryota; Fungi; Ascomycota; Eurotiomycetes; Eurotiales; Aspergillaceae
Product: cullin family protein
Exons: 4
Coding region: 1-2607 (868 amino acids)
Biological process (GO): ubiquitin-dependent protein catabolic process; DNA damage response; protein ubiquitination
Cellular component (GO): Cul4-RING E3 ubiquitin ligase complex
Molecular function (GO): ubiquitin protein ligase binding
Source: RefSeq, a predicted model, not a curated record
AUGCAGCAAAACUCUCAAGGCGAUCAGAGGAGCGGUAAGCGCCAGUCCGGCAAGAGAAAGCUCUCCCCAUCGCCGCAACGAUCCAUCUCCGACCUCCUCCAGUCUCAGAAGCGGCCUCGCCGCUCCCCAUCUCCCACGCGCAAACCCACCCAUCCGGCCCCGAAUCAGAUGUAUCAGUUUUCCGGAUCCCCGCCUAGGAGCGGCGCACCGCUUCGGGGCGCGUCGUCGGGGCCUGGCUCUGGGUUGAAUAACGUCAGCGUCGGCGGCGUGCCGGGUCGACCGCAGGCUUUGAAUGCCGGUGCUCGGCAAAGCAACUUCUCUCCACAUACGGGCGCAAAGAAGCUCGUUGUUAAGAACUUGAGGCUUGGGCCGCGGCUUAAUCAGGAGUCUUAUUUUGAUAAGGUUUGGUCGCAGCUUGAUGCGGCUUUGACGGCUGUUUUUGAUGGCCGGAAGCCGGAUUCUUCGCUUGAGGAGCUUUACAAGGGUGGGGAGAAUAUUUGUCGACAGGAGCGCGCUGCUGUAUUGGCGAGGAGGCUUCAGGAUCGGUGUCGGGAUUAUGUUAAUGGAAAGAUGAGGGAGGGUCUUGUUGCUAGGGCGGCUGGGAGUACGGAUGUUGAUACAUUGCGGGCUGUUCUUGAGACGUGGUCUGCGUGGCAUUCGAGACUUGUUACGGUCCGUUGGAUAUUCUAUUAUCUCGAUCAGUCGUUCCUUCUGCAUUCUAAAGACCAGCCUGUAAUCCGGGAAAUGGGUCUGAUCCAGUUCCGGUCGUAUAUCUUUAAUGAUUCCAGCUUGAAGCCGAAGAUCUUGAAGGGUGCAUACAACUUGAUUGCUGCUGAUCGAGGCGGAGAUGUCGCGGCACUGGCGGACUCGGCCCUGCUAAGAGAGGCUAUGGAAUUGUUCCACAAUCUCGAUGUUUACGGCAGUGACUUCGAACCUCUAUUGAUGGCCGAAUCCGAGAAGUUUGUUACCUCAUGGUGUCAACGGGAAGCUGCAGGAAACCUAGCUACAUACGUCGACAAUACCCGUCGCUUGAUUGAGCGUGAAGUGGAACGCUGCAGUUUGUUCUCUUUUGCCCGAAGCACGAGGUUGAAGCUAUCCGAGCUCUUGGAUGAGACCCUGAUCGUACAGCAAACCGACCUGUUGACCAACGACAACGAUGUGCUUACUUUGAUGAGAGCCGGAAACAAGGAUGCCCUAAAACAGCUCUACAAUCUGCUUGAUCGACGGGAUUUGACCCUCAAGCUGAAGGGUGCCUUCAAAAAAUAUAUCGUCGAAGAGGGUGAAGGGAUCGUGUUCGAUCCGGAGAGAGAAGCAGACAUGGUCGUCAACCUUCUCCAAUUCAAGCGCAAGGCCGACGAUAUCUGGAGCUCUGCUUUCAACUCAAAUGAUGAACUGGGCCAUACCCUCCGUGAGGCCUUUGGCACUUUCAUGAACCGCGGGAAGAAGAUGGAGUCCACAGGUGGCACCGACAACCCCAAGGCUGGUGAGAUGAUUGCCAAAUACGUGGAUAGGCUACUCAAGGGCGGUCUCAAGAUGCCGUCCGAAGGCCAGACCCUCAUCGAUGAGGAUGCUGAACUCGACCGGCAAAUGGAUCAAGUGCUUGACCUUUUCCGGUUUGUACACGGCAAGGCAGUCUUUGAAGCCUUCUACAAGAAUGAUCUUGCACGACGUCUGCUGAUGGGCCGAAGUGCGAGCAACGAGGCGGAGAAGAGCAUGUUGGCUCGUCUGAAGAAUGAAUGUGGAUCAAACUUCACACAUAAUCUCGAGUCCAUGUUUAAUGACAUGGACACUGCUAAAGCUGAAAUGGCAGCAUUUGAUGCGCUGCAGAAGCAGCGGUCACAUAGGGAACGCACACCGGUUCCUCUACAUGUCAGCGUCCUCUCUGCUGCCUCUUGGCCAUCAUACCCCGAUGUCCCCGUGCGAAUUCCAUCCGAAAUUGCCAAGUCCAUCAACAACUUCGAGGCAUUCUAUCAGACCAAGCACAAAGGGAGAACACUCGACUGGAAGCAUCAACUGUCACAUUGCCAACUGAAUGCAUACUUCCCCAAAGCCAACGGCAAAGGCAAUAACAUGAAGAACCUAGUAGUCAGCUCAUUCCAAGCUAUCGUCCUACUACUCUUUAAUGACGUCCGAGAUGGCGAAAGCCUAGACUACACCCAAAUACAAGAAGCGACCGGAUUGUCCGAUCCAGAAUUAAAGCGAACACUCCAGUCAGUCGCCUGUGCCAAAUAUAAAGUCCUAGUCAAGAGCCCCAAAGGCAAAGACGUAAACCCAACCGAUAAAUUCUGGUUCAACACCGACUUCACCGACCAGCAAACCCGCAUCAAGAUCAACCAGAUCCAACUCAAGGAAACAAAAGAGGAGAAUAAGACGACGCACGAGCGUAUCUCCGCCGACCGACACCUCGAGACGCAGGCUGCUAUCGUGCGUCUCAUGAAGAGUCGUAAGGUCCUUAGUCACGCCGAGUUGAUCUCGGAGGUUCUCAAUGCCACAAAGAGUCGGGGUGCGCUGCAGCCUGCAGAGAUCAAGGGCGAGAUUGAGAAGCUCAUCGAGAAAGACUAUAUGGAGCGCAAAGAAGGUACCAAUUCAUACAGCUACGUGGCAUAG